Molecule: messenger RNA, 756 nt
Organism: Cyclospora cayetanensis
Lineage: Eukaryota; Apicomplexa; Conoidasida; Eucoccidiorida; Eimeriidae
Product: triosephosphate isomerase, cytosolic
Exons: 5
Coding region: 1-756 (251 amino acids)
Biological process (GO): gluconeogenesis; glyceraldehyde-3-phosphate biosynthetic process; glycerol catabolic process
Cellular component (GO): cytosol
Molecular function (GO): triose-phosphate isomerase activity
Source: RefSeq, a predicted model, not a curated record
AUGGCACGCACACCCUGGGUAGGCGGAAACUGGAAGUCCAAUGGCACUGUUUGCUCCAUCACCGAGCUCGCCAAGGAGCUGAACCAGGCGAACUUUGACCCUAAGCAAACUGAAGUGGUUGUUUUCCCCGUAGCGCUGCACAUCAAUCUGGCCAAGGAAAAGCUCAAUGGUGCUUUUCAAGUUGGUUGUCAAAACAUUUCAAAGACAGGCCCCGGCGCCUACACUGGCGAGAUCACAGCCGGGAUGGCUAAGGAUUUUGGCCUUAAGUGGGUAUUGGUAGGCCACAGUGAACGUCGGCAGUACUACGGCGAAACGAACCAGGUGGUUGCCGAGAAGGUUGGCAUGAUCAUGAAAGAAGAUGGACUCCAUGUCGCCAUUUGCAUUGGGGAGAUGCUGGAGGAGCGCGAGGGAGGAAAGACGAUGGAGGUCUGCAGGACGCAGUUGGACGCCGUUAUCCCCAAAGUGACGGACUGGGGAAGAGUGGUGAUCGCAUAUGAGCCUGUAUGGGCUAUUGGCACAGGCAAAGUCGCAACACCUGAACAGGCACAGGAGGUGCACGCUGACCUCCGCAAGUAUCUGGCUGAGCGCGUGAGCAAGGAGGUAGCGGACAAGCUGCGCAUUGUGUAUGGCGGCUCCGUGACAGAUCAGAACUGCGUCACCCUUAUUGGGUGUCCUGAUGUUGAUGGCUUCCUGGUGGGCGGAGCGUCCCUUAAGAAAGCAUUCGUUGACAUCAUUAAGGCCCCCACCAAGGCCUAA